AUGGAUCCAGUGACAGAAUCUGGGCACCAUGGGCGCGGGAUCUCGAUCAAAUGUGACCGAGGUUCGCCCUGUUCCAGCUGCAAGGCAUCUAACACUGUUUGCCACACGACAAGAGGUCCUCUACAGAAACGGCAGCGGGUUCUAAUCUCGCCUCGCUAUGAAGAAGAGAUCGCUACCGUCAGCAGUCGUCUUGCUAGGCUUGAGACCCUGAUACAGACCGCACUCACAAAGUUGGGCUCACCAUUGGAGACGGACAGAACCCCAAGCAUACUUGAGAACCCUCCUCAUGUCCCAGGUAGUCUCUCUUUCGAAGGUGACUCGUCCUUUGCUACACACUCAAAACACACAACGCAAGAAUUCGAGAGACUUAUGGGCGGCUUGCCAUACUCAAAAGAUGGAGAAAAUGCUGUUGCAUCCCUUCGUGCAGCCGUAUAUCCAGGGUCGAUUAACCUCCGAGACCCACAAACCGCAGCCUUGAGACCAGACUUUACCGGCCUGCCUCUUCCUCCCCGGCAACUGGUCAUAAGGAUUCUUGGUUACUGCAAGAACAAUAUCACUCGGUUCUUCAGGGAUUACCCGUUUUUGUCGCUGGCUACCUUUACCGACAUGUGCCAACAGGUGUAUUUCCCAACCGACGAGUGUACAUUGAGCGCCUUCAUCAUUGUCAACUCGGGCCUCUGCAACCUCUUGCGGGAUCUCAACGAUGACACCAUAAAAGCUAUGGGCCUAGGGACCCCGACCGUCGCCAGCAGUAUCUCCAUUUGUGCAACCAACGUCAUGAGGGCUGUGUUGGAUCUGAGAUUGACUCUCGACGCAACCUUUGAGAACAUUUUGGCCUUGUUGCUUUCGGCUUCGACACGGAUGGACUGGUCAAGUCCGUCGUUUGACUGGAGGCUGAUAUCUCAAGCGUCUGUACUCUGUCAGGAAGCAGGCUACCAUCGACUGCCGGCCGCUUCGACAAGUGAGGAAGUCCGCAACAAGUGCUUGGUCUUUUGGUAUGUUUGGGGGUUUGAUGUCAUGUUUUCAUUUAACCUCGGCCGGAGCCCGACCUUGCCGGACCACGACAUCACCACGACUCGACCUCUUUGUCCAGGAGAUAUUGAUAUCACUUGGGGGCAUGGAUUCUUAUCAUGGCUGGAUUCUGUCCGUCUUCAACACGAGAUCUACCAACAUCUGUAUUCUGGCCAAGCCCAGACUCAAUCUCCCGAAACCAAAAUCCAGCAUGCACAAAUAUUCGUCGAAAGACUGUUGGCUAUGAGACAAGACUUUGUGGCGGGCAAGGCUGGGGAUGGAUCAGAGUCAACUAGGGCAGAUGUUACGGCGGCUGAAGAGUCCUUCCAACUCAUGUUCUAUUCUUUGCUGACGUUGGUAUACCGCGUAAUGCCCGUCCCGGAACAAGCUCAUCCACUUCGGUUUUGCGACGACUGCACGUCCGCGGCGAGGGCUGCCCUCAAUAUUCAGAGAAGGGCGUGGGAGAAGAUAGGAGCUCUGAAUGAUGAAAACUGGAAGUUGUUCCUUCACUGGUCAGUGCCCCUUCUGCUCGAGAGUCGUUUGAUUCCACGUACUGAGGUGGCCAGGACUCUCAUCUGCUCCCCCUUUGUGCCAUUCAUCGUCGUUUUCAGCAACGCCAUAGCGACCGGGGACGAAGCAGACCUGCAACUGCUGGAUCAAGUAGUGUCGUCUCUUCAGCAUGCGGCUCAACAGUCGCCGAGUAUUGCAAAACUGCACCAUGUUUGCAACGCCUACCAUCGAGUCGGUAGGCUCUAUUUUGAGGGCGGACAUCGGAAAAGGAAAAGCCUAGAGUCCGGGGAAACCUACAACGGCGUCCAAGGCAAUAGCAAUGAUCUCACCGGUACGCCAUCUACCUUGGAUACCAACAGUGUGCUUCCCAUUAUCACUUGGGACGGCCUGUUUGACGAAUGGAAUCUUGGGCUUGGUGAGGAAAAUGCGCUGGAGGUAAACUCCUUUCUGGGUAACUAUUUUUCGGGAAACCUUGAAUUUUAA
Messenger RNA from Colletotrichum destructivum, 2004 nucleotides. RefSeq lists its product as uncharacterized. Gene Ontology annotation, molecular function: zinc ion binding; DNA binding; DNA-binding transcription factor activity, RNA polymerase II-specific. Gene Ontology annotation, biological process: DNA-templated transcription; regulation of DNA-templated transcription. The transcript is spliced from 6 exons. The record is from RefSeq and is a predicted model, not a curated record. NCBI's taxonomy places the organism in Eukaryota, Fungi, Ascomycota, Sordariomycetes, Glomerellales, Glomerellaceae. The coding region runs from base 1 to 2004 and encodes 667 amino acids.